AUGGCCCAAGAUCGCCUAGCAGCUCAACGUCGCAAUCGCCCAGUCUCUCCUGCCAUGACGGUCUACAAAUGGACUUACGAGUCGUCCGUAUCCGCACUUCAGAGAAUUACUGGAAUAUUGCUUUCAGGAGGGCUCUAUGGGUUCGCAACCUUAUAUCUUUUGGCUCCCGCCAUUGGAUUCCAAUUGGAUUCAGAAUCCAUGAUUGCCGCGUUUGGCGCACUGCCUGUUACAAUCAAGACAGCUUUGAAGUUCGGUAUUGCAAUGCCUUUCACAUACCAUGGAUUCAAUGGUUUCAAGCACCUUAUAUGGGAUACGGGCCGAUUGUUAAGCAAGACCACGAAUGGAAAAGCUUCCUGGGCAGUACUGGCAUGCAGUGUAAGCGCAUCUUUGAUGCUGACCUUCGUCAAUUUCGAAUCAUAUCCAGAGGAAAAUUAG
Molecule: messenger RNA, 435 nt
Organism: Penicillium macrosclerotiorum
Lineage: Eukaryota; Fungi; Ascomycota; Eurotiomycetes; Eurotiales; Aspergillaceae
Product: succinate:quinone oxidoreductase subunit C
Exons: 1
Coding region: 1-435 (144 amino acids)
Biological process (GO): tricarboxylic acid cycle; mitochondrial electron transport, succinate to ubiquinone
Cellular component (GO): membrane
Molecular function (GO): electron transfer activity; succinate dehydrogenase activity
Source: RefSeq, a predicted model, not a curated record